UAUAUAUUUGUGUAGCCUUUUCUUGAUUUUCACUACUACCAACUUACUCUAAAACUCUUUGAUGGUAAACAUGGGAUCUGGGCAAUUCUCAUUUCUGCUCUUUCUCUGUUUCUGUCUGCUUUCUUUUUCCUCGUCCAUACCCCAUCUGUGCCACAAAGAUCAAAGCGCCGCUCUUCUAAAAUUCAAGAGAACAUUUAUUAUAGAUCCCUCAUUAGUUACGUGUAGUUCCUACUAUUAUAAGAGUUCAUGGAAUAUGAGCAGAGAUUGUUGUUCAGGGGUGGAGUCGUAUGAAAUAAGAUAAGAUGACUGGCCAUGUCAUUGAACUUGACCUCGGCUGCAGCAGUCUUGUAGGGAAGAUUGAUUCUAAUAGAAGCUUAUUCCAACUCUCUCAUCUCCAAAGGCUCGACCUUUCUUCUAAUAACUUCUCUCAUUCUCAUAUCUCACCUGAAUUUGGCAGGUUCUUGAACUUGACAUAUCUUGAUCUUUCUGACUCCUAUUUCUCAGGUCAAAUUCCUUCUGAAAUCUCUCAUCUUUCCAUGUUACAAUCUCUUUAUUUCUCAGGAGAAAUGCUCAAAUUUGGACCUCACGAUUUUGAAUUGCUCCUUCAGAAUUUGACACAAUUAAGAGAGCUUCAUCUUACUUCCAUAAACAUCUCUUCCACCAUUCCUCCAAUUUUUUCUUCUCAUUUAACAACUCUGAGGCUGAGAGAUACAGGAUUGUAUGGGAUUAUACCUGAGAGCAUUUUUCAACUUCCCAACCUGAAAACACUUAUCUUACAAAACAAUGAUCAACUAAGUGGUUAUUUUCCAAAGACCAAAUGGAACAGCAGUGCAUCUCUCGUAGAGUUAGAUCUCAGUGGCGUGAAUUUGUCUUGUAAUUUGCCUGAUUCUCUCAGCUAUCUAACUUCACUGCAGUCUGUCUCUUAAAAAUUGCAACCUUAGAGGGCCUAUUCCUGAAUCUCUUUUGAAUCUCACACGCAUAGAGGAUUUGGACCUUCAAUAUAACUCCCUAAAUGGAACAAUACCAUCAAAGAUAUUCUCCCUUCCGUCACUAAGUCGUUUAGUCUUGAGCAAUAACCACUUUUCUGGUCAGUUUGAGGAUUUCAAUUCCAAUUCACUAAUAUGGAUUGAUUUACGAAAUAAUCAGCUGCAAGGCCAUCUUCCCAAGUCAAUUCAAAACCGUGUGAACCUAACAGGCCUUAUUCUUUCUUUCAAUAAUUUUAGUGGCCAUGUGGAUAUCAGCUUCUUUGCUGACCUCAAACAACUAUAUUAUCUUGAUCUUUCUCAUUGACCAAUGAGAACAAACAUAAUGUUACUUUGCCAGGAUCUCUUGCGAGCUUACAAUUGGCCGCAUGUGAAGUGAAAGAAUUGGAGUUUCUAAGAUCCGCAAAGCUUCUUUGGCAGUUGGAUCUUUCAAAUAAUCAGAUUCAAGGAAGAAUCCCAGCUUGGGCAUGGUCUAACUGGAUGUUUUUAUUGCAACGUCUUAAUCUAUCCCACAAUAUGCUGACAAGUGUGGACUCAAUUCCUCUUCAGUCUAUAGAAGCUAUUGAUUUAGUUUGAUUGGACUUUUCUAGUUAAAUUCAAAUCAAUUAUGACGGGGUUUCUUUUUACCAAAUCAAGUCAAACCAAAUUACUAAUUGAAUUAUUUUUUUCUGAUUAGACUCGGAUUAUCGAUUUGGUAUGGUUUGUCGAGUACACCUCUACUAUUAAGGUAAUCAUCAAUUGAACUUAGAAUAUGUGAAUAAAGUUAUAUAAAAAUUGAGUCCAAUUAUCAAACACACAGACUUGUCACUAUUUACUACUUAGUAGCAACUUGAUCUGCCUAUAUAUAUUUUGGUAGCCUUUUCUUGAUUU
Solanum dulcamara is the source of this 1853-nucleotide messenger RNA. Its product is annotated as receptor-like protein Cf-9 homolog. NCBI's taxonomy places the organism in Eukaryota, Viridiplantae, Streptophyta, Magnoliopsida, Solanales, Solanaceae. Gene Ontology annotation, molecular function: protein binding. The transcript has a single exon. Bases 303 to 926 code for a protein of 207 amino acids. The record is from RefSeq and is a predicted model, not a curated record.